GGCCAGGUUCACUGAUUAACUCAAUGAUUUACGAACAGUUUCUGAGCUAAUUGAUCAUUAAAAUUACAAUAAACAGGUUAAAAUGAGUACGCAAUGAUUUGGACUAACAGAGGCAUAAGUCCUAGCUAAGUGUUAGAUAAAUUAUAUUGACUGUUUUGCCAGAUACCUCGCAAUACGUCACAUCAUGUAUUAUGCUUCUAACCUAAACUUACUGUUUCGUACGAACGUGAUUUUUUGCCGGUAACUCCAUUUGUAACAUUAAAUUAUCCAACGAAAAAAUGGCAUGCCGUCAAGUGUUGAAAGCUAUCAUCAGAAGAACAUGGCCUAUAAUGUAUGCCUCGACAACAUUGUUCGUUAACAGUACAUCAACACAAAAACCAUGUGCGGAUCAAAAGCUAACUCUGGAGCCACCUGAUUCUAAAACAUUGUCCUACGAUUAUAUGAUAAAACAGUCGACAAUAGACGCGGUAAACACGGCCUCACAAGUAUUGACAGUUACAUAUUCUGCAAUUGAAUCGACAAGUAGAGAUUAUAGAAAUAUGUUGACUAAAUUGAUCGUCCUCGUAAGAGAAACUUUAACUUAUGAAGUGUGUGAUUCACAUUGGGAUAUGAUUGUGGAAGUGCGAGCUGAGGUUCAACUUAAAAAGGAAAUUCUUACAAAACUGAUUGGCUUUAUGGAUUAUGUUCACAAGAUGGCUGUUGCUGCAUCUGAAACAACAUAUCUAGCAGGCAUGGAUAAUCUAUCGACAACACUGUGCCAAAGAAUUGAUGAUGCCUUGAUAAAUAUGCAAAAAGAAAUUGAUCUCAACAAAGUACUGGAAGAAGAAUACUGCCGAGUUCAACAACAGUGUAUAAUCAAAUGUAGAGAACGAUCUACGAAAGAAGACGUUUGGCAAAACCAGCAAGAGAGUCCGAUUUCUACACCAACGCUCAAUCCAGAUUUAGACAUGGAUGAAAUAGUUAAUUCCAUUGAUCCUUAGCUUUUAUAGUUGUAUUAGUACGUAUUGUUAUAACAUUUUUAAUAAAUAUAUACUGAUAUUAUACGUCUA
Molecule: messenger RNA, 1049 nt
Organism: Neodiprion fabricii
Lineage: Eukaryota; Metazoa; Arthropoda; Insecta; Hymenoptera; Diprionidae
Exons: 5
Coding region: 279-980 (233 amino acids)
Biological process (GO): apoptotic process
Cellular component (GO): mitochondrion
Source: RefSeq, a predicted model, not a curated record